Apis florea (little honeybee) is the source of this 2667-nucleotide messenger RNA. Its product is annotated as zinc finger-containing ubiquitin peptidase 1. Gene Ontology annotation, biological process: positive regulation of transcription by RNA polymerase II. Gene Ontology annotation, molecular function: ubiquitin-like protein peptidase activity. Gene Ontology annotation, cellular component: nucleus. Lineage: Eukaryota; Metazoa; Arthropoda; Insecta; Hymenoptera; Apidae. The record is from RefSeq and is a predicted model, not a curated record.
GAGAGAAAGAAUAGAGAGAGUGGUUUGACUCGAGAGUCUUUACCGACCGCGCACAACGCGGGUGGCGCCUUCGGCUAGGUCUGCCUAUGAAUCGCAACCCUCGAGAGAGACCAGUGGUGGAGGAUUGACACACGGUGGGGUGGCGAAACGAGAAACGACUCUCUUUCCGUGAAAGUGUCGGGGUGUAUUGGCGCUGUCAUAUGGAGGCAAACGAGGCGCCGUGUUAGGCACUCUGGCCUGCACGGACGCCUUGCUGUGGUGCGUUACGUGGUGAAAAAGUGUUGGAAGGAAAAAAAAAAAAAAAAAAAAAAAAGAAAAAAAGCGAACUGUGUAAACUUAAGUUUUAUUAUUAAUUUGGUCAAUAAUAAGUGUUGAUUGAAUGUGUUAAAAAUGGCGGCCAGUAAACCUCCGGAAAUGAAUUACACGUGCGAAAUUUGCGGUCUAGAAGGUUUCAACGACGAAGAGAUGAGAUCUCAUAUGGUUUUCUAUCAUCUUCAAGGUGCCGCAAAUUGCCCCUUUUGCGAUUUAGGCGAAAUUUCACCAACAGAGAUGUUGACACAUGUUAACAGUGCUCAUCUCGAUUACUUAACACCUAGUACUCCAGAGAGUGAUAUGAUGGCAUUUAUUGAUGAUGAUUCAUUAGUGGAUGAUAGAAGACAUGACGAAUGUCGUGGUCCAUGUCCUUCUCCAACCAUGUCCCCAAGUCCUCCACUUCUUCAAAAUGGUUGGAGUAGUUCAUUCAGUCCUCGUGCUAAGCAGCAGCAAGAGAUAUUAAAAUCAGAGCCACAAAUUCCUAGUUCUAAUAUGAAUAAUAAUAACAACAACAAUAACAUUGGAAAUGUUAAUAAUGUUAUAGAAGGUGCAGCUGGACAUGGAUCUCCACUGCGUUCAGGCCUAAAUUUACAACUGCGUUCUCAUGCUUCACCAAAACUUCCAGUUCAAGAAUGUCCUAUGUGUCCCUACAGUUCUGACAACCCAUCGAGGCUAGAAGAGCAUAUCAACAGGCAACAUUUUGAUCUUACUUCGCCGUCCUUUCCACCUGAAUCUCCACCAUCUCGUGAUGGUGUCUUUAACUGCCCUUUAUGCAUCACGUCUUUUCCAAAUUCUUCUGAUCUUGAAUUACAUGUUAAUAUAGAGCAUAAAGAUAUAUUAAGUCCUGCAAAUGGUGCAGCUUCCCAAACGGCUCAAGCAACCAUUGGUAGUGAUACACCUGCAUGCCCAGUAUGCUUUAGUACCUCGUUCAAAAGCAAUGAUGAAUUGACUGCACAUAUUGAAGAACAUUUCAGUAAAAAGUGCACUCCAUCCCCAAUAACUCCAGAUUUAUCUACUGAUAGAAUGUUAGCAAAAGAUAUGGAAAGACUUGAAAAGGAGCUCAGAAAAUUACGCGAACAACGUGAAUUUGAAUUGUUAAGAGCUCAAUACGGGAUGGACAAUCAGGGAAAUUUUAGGGAACAAAGUGUUACCAAUAUGCAGCGGGCUGUAUAUUCAGGAGAAAUGACGAUUGCUGAUUAUUAUGAAAGACAAACUGAGCUCAGAGUAGCUGAAAGCAGCGGUAUCGAUGAUGGCAGCUCCUGUACACGCGGAUUAGUUCCGAAAAUACGAGCUGUCAGUCAAGCAUGUAGUAAUGUAUUAAGCACCUGGAUGUGUUCUACUGUAGACCACUACGCUACUACUUAUGGGGACAAAGGAUGGGGAUGUGGUUAUAGAAAUUUGCAAAUGUUAAUUUCAUCACUUUUACAACAUACAGGGUAUAAUGAGUUAGUUUAUAAAGCAUGGAAUUCUGGUUUGGAUAGUGGUAGUUCUACCAAGAAUCCAUUACGAAGUUCAAUACCGUCGAUCUCUAGACUUCAGAAAAUGAUAGAGUGGGCUUGGGCUCAAGGUUUUGAUACCCAAGGAGCAGAACAAUUGGGAGGAAAAUUGGUGAACACUAGAAAAUGGAUUGGUCCUACAGAAGUAGUCAUAUUAUUAUCUAGUUUGAGAAUAAAAUGCCAGUUAAUAGAUUUUUAUACACCAACUAAUUCUGAUGGUGGACAUCCUGAAAUGUUUAAUUGGGUUUUACAAUACUUCCAACGUUGCGAUGAUUUUAAACCACCUCUUUAUUUACAGCACCAAGGUCAUAGUAGAACAAUAAUAGGAGUAGAACAGUUAAGAGAUGGUUCAAUAACAAUGUUAGUACUCGAUCCAAGCCAUAGCCCAGCACAAAUGGCACAAUUUAACAAUACAAGCAGUGCACUCGGUGCAAUGCGUUUGGUGCGAAAAUCGAUUGCAGCGAUGAAAGCAAGACAGUAUCAAGUUGUUGCCGUUACCGGUAUUAUGGAAACUGACUUAGAAUAUCAUGAAAGCAAAGUGUUACGUUUAAUUCGUGUACCACAAGAUAGGUGAGACUUACUGGCUCGAAAAGAAGUUAAAUCUUUUGGAAAGACGAUAGACUGCCUGAAACCAAUUUUGUCCGGCAUCCUUAAAGUUACAUGACCGCAAUGUUCUAGGUUUUAUUAAUAGGGGAUUUGCUCCACCAUAGUAGUUGCAAAAAUAUUAUUUAACAAUAUAUUCUUGCAUAUUUUCGCCGUCAUAUGUCGGUUUCUCAAAUCACCAUGUGUAUUUAAGCCUGCGUCGCGGUUCAGUAUUUUGGAGUUGAAAUUGACGAAACUUAAAAUAAAAGUUACAAUU